GAACAGUCUUCCAAUAUAUUUUUAUCUGGAUCGAAAAGGGUCGACGGAGCAUGUGAGAAAAGGUUACUGAUCGUCAUGGAUAGUAUCACCCAUUUUCCCGUUUUUGUCAUUUCAUUUUGAUGAAGAUAAAGCCAGCUUGCCACAUCAGUUCUAGAAGAGAAGAAAAAAUGGGAGUCGUCACCUUGCAGUCUCCGCCCGCCUCUUCUGCAACUCUUACCUCCAAAUCGCGACUUGUCCAGAUACCUAAGUUGCCCGCCGCAGCAUCAUCUCCAGCUUCACUCUUCCAGCUCCGCCGCUCCUUCCCACGGAUUCGCGCCUCCGCCGCAGGCUCAUCUCCUCCACUCCACACUGGUUCGCCCAGUACUAGUGAACUGGAUGCAGUUUCUGGAUUCAGUGAGAUUGUUCCUGAUACUGUCAUCUUCGAUGAUUUCGAGAAGUUUCCUCCAACUGCAGCAACUGUUAGCUCAUCGCUUCUCCUAGGUAUUUGCAGCCUUCCUGAUACCAUUUUCAGGAAUGCUGUGGAUAUGGCUUUGGCAGAUUCCGGGUGUUCAGCUUUGGAAAACCAGGAACUUAGAUUAUCCUGUUUUGCUAACAAGGCUUUAGUGAAUGUUGGAGGGGAUCUGGCCAAAAUGGUACCUGGCAGGGUUUCAACUGAAGUGGAUGCCCGGUUGGCUUAUGACACCCAUGCUAUAAUCAGGAAGGUGCAUGACUUGUUGAAGCUGUACAAUGAAAUUAAUGUAACUGAAGACCGCUUGCUAUUCAAAAUUCCAGCAACCUGGCAAGGAAUUGAGGCGGCUAGGCUGUUGGAAUCAGAGGGCAUACAAACGCAUCUGACAUUUGUAUACAGUUUUGCUCAAGCUGCUGCUGCUGCCCAAGCUGGUGCAUCUGUCAUCCAGAUUUUUGUUGGACGGCUGAGGGAUUGGGCUCGAAACCAUUCUGGCGAUCCUGAGAUAGAAGCUGCCCUGAAAAGAGGAGAGGAUCCUGGCUUGGCUUUGGUGACCAAGACGUAUAACUACAUCCACAAGUAUGGACAUAAGUCGAAGUUGAUGGCAGCAGCAGUUCGUAACAAACAGGAUCUAUUCAGCCUCCUGGGGGUUGACUAUAUCAUUGCACCUUUGAAGGUACUAUCAUCUCUCAAGGAGUCUGUCACCACUCCUGAUGGCAAGUAUGGAUUUGUUCAGAGGCUAUCCCCACAAUCUGCAGCCAACUAUAGUUUCAAGGAAGAAGAGCUUGUGAAGUGGGACCAACUUAGCCUGGCAUCAGCCAUGGGACCUGCAGCUGUGGAGCUUCUGGCUACUGGACUUGAUGGGUAUGCCAUUCAAGCAAACCGAGUGGAGGAGCUGUUUGCUAAGAUUUGGCCACCACCAAAUGUCUAAAACAAACCUGUCUCCAUCCAUCCAUGACCCAGUGGCUAAUCAACACUUUCCACAAAGCAAUAAGAACUCGAAAAGUCUGCAACUUUGGAUCUCAACCCAGAUGCUGGAGACCUUGUCAUGUACUGUCUUGCCUACUUUCUUCAGGUGCUGCUUUUUGUUCUAAUUAACAUACUGUAAUGUUACUUGCUUGCACUCCGCAGUUGUACAUUUCGAGCUGUUCGGAUCGAUGGAUUGCUUUACCUAAUAAUUUUGAGUGUCUGGUCUGGCUUCUGUUUCCAUCAGUUGUGGACUAUUUUCCCAUCUAUGGGCUUUUAGGGUUGGUUUCCCUGGAAAAUGGAUUCCCAAACCACAUGCCAAUGCUUCUUCCACGCGAACCAUCUCCCCCCAAACUCCUUCACCUAACAGUACUAUACUAUUUUAAACCCCAACAAACGAGUGUCUAAGCCCCUGUUGAGUCUCAGAAUUGCCUGUUCUGAGGAAAAGAAAGACUAUUCAAUUUGUUAGUCUGGGCAAUGAAUGUCUUUAAUG
Linum tenue is the source of this 1904-nucleotide messenger RNA. The record is from the annotation of a GenBank genome assembly. Lineage: Eukaryota; Viridiplantae; Streptophyta; Magnoliopsida; Malpighiales; Linaceae.